AUGGACAUUUACGAAGAACCCUACUACAUAAUAACAAAAGGCUUUGCUUCUUUCAUAGGUCAGUGGCCCUACCAAUCUAGGAAACAAAGUAUUAUGUUCGGAUCUAUAAUGUGGAGUUUAUUUAUCUUGCAAGUUAUUCCGCAAGUAGUUUCCGUGGCUUUGCAUUACGACGACGAGGAACUUUUGUUCGAGUCCUUGUCGCCUUUCAUCACAGAUUUGAUUUUUAUUGUAAAAUACGUCAAUAUGAAGACUCUUUUCGACAAAAUGAAGGACGAUUGGAAGAUCCUCAAAAAUGAUAAAGAAAAAUCAAUUUUGGAGAAUCAUAUGUUCACAGCGCGAUACAUUUCUCUCUGCUGGGCAGCUUUUGUAAAUGUCACGGUGUUUAUAUUUUUGAUGGACCCAAUUUUACCAAUAAUAGUAAAUCACAUUCAAAAGUCCAACGAAUCAUUGCCAGUGAGAUUUUGCGUCCCAAUGGAAUAUGUAAUCAUUAAUGAAGAAAAAUAUUAUUGGUUGCUUUUCAGCUUUUCUAGCAUUUGCGUAAUUUUUAUCAUCAUGGUUAUCAUUUGUUGCGAUAUUAUAUUCAUCAGUCUUGUACAACAUGUCUGCGGGAUUUUUGCAGUCGUUGGAUUCCGUAUAGAAAAUUCGCCUACUGUUGACCUAUCCAGCGAAAUGCUCACUGGACUAAGAUUUAAAACCAACUCACGGGAUGUUCAUUACAAACAUUUUGUUUCAUGCAUCAGAGACCACAGACGAGCAUUAGAAUUCGCGGAUCUUAUUGAAGCUACUUUUACUGGAUGCUUCGGUAUCGUUGUUGGCUUAAAUUUGCCCUUAAUGAGCAUCACUGCAGUUCAGAUCAUGACCCAAUCGCAAUCGAUCCAAGACACAGUCAAGUACAUCAUGUUCACUUUCGCUCAAAUGAUCCAUCUUUUCUUCGACUGCUACAUGUCCCAGAGGCUGACUGAUAUGAGCGACCAUAUUCAUCAAUGCAUAGCCAGAGCAAAAUGGUACGAAAAUUCAGCCAGAUCAAGAAAAUUACUAAUUUUGAUGACACUUAGGAGUCAGAUUCCUUGCAAAUUAACCGCAGGAAAAGUUAUGGAAUUGUCUAUUGAAACUUUUGGAAUGUGUCUAAAAACGGCUGGGUCAUACGUCACGGUACUUCUCUCAAUGCGCUAA
Cotesia congregata is the source of this 1173-nucleotide messenger RNA. The record is from the annotation of a GenBank genome assembly. NCBI's taxonomy places the organism in Eukaryota, Metazoa, Arthropoda, Insecta, Hymenoptera, Braconidae.